UACACGAAAGGUUUUUGUCUUGUUGCUUUGUGAUUCUUCUGUUCUGCGUCUGCGUCCCGUUUUCUUGGCCGAAAAGAAAGAAAGGCAAACGAACGAUUUUCGCUCCGUGUUUUCGUGCCCAAUCGUAAACUCUAAAUAAAAUAAAAUGUCUCGCAGUUCGUACCUGCUGUGUGUGCUCUUUUUAGGCGCCAGUUGCUUGGUCUUUAGUGCGAGCGGAGCGAAGAGUUACAAGAGAUACAAGACCACGGAGCCGCCCACCACCACCCCGGCCCCCCCGACGCCCAAGGAGUACCUGGACAGCCGUUCCGGAAUCUCCACAUUCGGCAUCAUCGCCAUCAUCUUCACCGUCAUCGUCCUCUGCCUGAUCUUCUACUACGGCAUCAUCUGCUACCCUCUACUCUUCCGCGACGAGAAGAAGUAUCGGUUUAUGGACGUUUCCUCCACCAUCACCGCCGCCACAUCGCGCUCCAUCCAGUCGAUAGAGAACUAUCCCGACCAGAAACACCAUACGAUGGCCUGAUUCGAGGUAUAGACAUCCUAGGGACCGUGGUUUAGUUGUACUUAUACUUAGUAAUUCGAAAAAAAAGACUUCAAUGCCAGCCAGAACGAAAACCGACAAGAAUGAUUACAGAUUUUAGGUUCUAGUGUCCUAACUGACAAGAAAUAUCUCGAAUUUGACUGCAAUAUCUCAUCUCAGACACCAUAUCUAUAAAUAUUGAGCAACAUUUUAUAUCAAGAAGUGGGUAACACACAAAAUCUGGGUUACAAUCAAAUGAAUUCUGGAUUUUUUUUAAGAUUUUAGAACACCAUUUCAUAAUGUAACACCUCCCUUAUAUUUCUUGUCAGUUGCACUUAGGUCAACAGUAUAUAGCAAUAACCAGUUGAGGAGUUCGCUGGAAAGGGAAUUAAUCAUUCAUAAUUGUAAAUUGGGUUUCCUACGCACCACCGACAGUUUCUUUAUCUGUUGUUUCUCUUAAUCCCAGGCUCAACAAGUAUGGCCUGUCCACCGACCCUUUUUACCUUGUCUCUCCUGCGUUUCUGGCCUUUUUAUUUCUUUUUGUGCAGGUAGUCUUGGCCGUUUACGUGCCGCUUUGUUCCUUGCCCUUUUAUUUUUUCUCUUGGGCAAAGCCAAAGUGUGGCAAUUGAGUCACGUUGCCUGUUUCUUUUCUUACGAAAUCCCGAGAUAUUCGGCAAUCUUUUUAUAUACCGUCUCGUCAAAGCCCAAUUUGCAUUCAGAAUCGAACUCUGUGUGAUGCCUCGAAUUUUCCCAUACCAUACCUUGCUAAGGCAAGUCCCCGUCCCUUCAAACACAGGUUGUACUUAAAGCGAAACCAAGUACUUAAUAAAUAUAUACCUUGCCAAUCAUAGCAUAAGCGUCAAUCUGCCACCACGAAUACAUUUAAGCAGUCUUUAAUUUGUGCAUUUAGACCAUACUUCCUUCUAUACAUUGUGUCAAAAUACGUUUUUAGACGUUACCUAGAAUAAGGCCUAUCAAAUUUUACAUAUACAAAUCUUUUUUGGACAUUUUUAUGCGAAUUUUUACAAAAAAUAAACGAUUUUACCAUUG
Messenger RNA from Drosophila subpulchrella, 1567 nucleotides. RefSeq lists its product as uncharacterized. The record is from RefSeq and is a predicted model, not a curated record. Bases 146 to 520 code for a protein of 124 amino acids. The transcript has 2 exons. Lineage: Eukaryota; Metazoa; Arthropoda; Insecta; Diptera; Drosophilidae.